UGUGAAAAUUUCACUCACCUCUGCUCCAAGUUUAUAAGUUUUCAGUUCUUACACGCAACUUUGUUACAAAAACACAAAACUCUGCAUCAGCAAUUCAGCAUAGUUUAGACAAAAAAGAAAAGAGAAAAGCAAAACAAAUAAUCAAAUAACAUAAAAUUAAGAGAAGCAGAAGAGAGAGAUUGAAAAACACAUUCUCUCUCUCUCUUUCUCUCUCUCUCUCUCUCUCUCUCUCUGUGUGUUUUCCUGUUUCUCUCUGUUUUCUGUGUUCUGUGCAUUGUUACGCUGCAUCUCUAUUUUGUAUUUACAAUGGAAAAGCUUGUCGUUUGGGGUGUGUGCUGUUGGUGAUUAUCCUCGUUGGUCAGUCUCCAAAGGUUGGAGCUUUGCACAGAAUCUACCUCCAGAUGCAUAUUUGAUGGUGAAAUGAUUCCCUUUCUAUUCCGCUUCACUGAUCUCAAUCUCUUAGCUGCUGCUUCUUCUUCUUCUUCUUCUUCUCAUCGACUCAUUUCUCUGAAUCCCAAGCUUUCUUCAAUAACACAGCAAUGUCUACAACACUACCUUCUUCUUCUUCUUCUUCUUCUUCUGUUGGAUCGUCUAAUACCCUUUUGAAUGAGAUCCUUUCUUUGCCAGUUUUGGAACUUGUAGCAACGUGUGCCAACUUGGCACUGCUGCUUGUGUUUCUCAUUGUUAUCUUUUCAAGAAAGGUGCUUGGGAACGUGGGAAGUGUUAGAUAUGACAAUAAGGAUGAUAUUGCAAGCAAUGGUGGCGCAGUUAGUCCUAGAGUUGUUGAUGCACAAACACAUCAAGUUAGGAUUGGUACAUGGUUCAAGCUUUCGGUCUUGUCUUGUCUCUAUGUUCUGUUGGUGCAACUUGUGGUGUUGGGGUUUGAUGCUGUAGCUUUGAUUCAGGGAAAGGGUAAUUUGUCUGUAAUUUUGUUGCCAGUUUCUCAGGGUUUGUCUUGGAUUGUGUUGAGCUUCUUGGCUUUAAAUUGCAAGGCUCAGAGGCUUGAUAGGUUUCCAUUUUUGUUGAGAGUUUGGUGGAGUGUGUCAUUUGUUAUUUGCUUGUGCACUUUGUAUGUUGAUGGGAGGGGGUUAUGGGAUGAAGGUUACAAGCAUUUGCAGUCCCAUGUGGUGGCGAAUUUCGCUGCCACGCCUGCACUUGCCUUCUUGUGUAUUGUUGCAGCUAGGGGUGCUACCGGUAUUGAAGUCUGUGGGGAUUCGGAUUUUCGAGAGCCGUUGCUUGCUGAAGAAGAAUCAGGGUGUGUGAAGGUUACUCCAUACAGUGAUGCUGGAAUUUUUAGCCUGGCUACUCUGUCUUGGCUGAACCCAAUUCUUUCCCUUGGCGCAAGGCGACCAUUGGAGCUUAAGGACAUUCCCCUAGUGGCACGAAAAGAUCGAGCUAAGACAAAUUACAAGAUUUUGAAUUCUAAUUGGGAGAGAUUGAAGGCUGAAAAUUCGUCCGGACAGCCUUCGUUAGCUUGGGCACUUCUCAGAUCAUUUUGGAAGGAAGCAGCUUGGAAUGCCAUCUUUGCUGGUUUGAAUACUCUUGUUUCUUAUGUUGGUCCUUACAUGGUAAGCUACUUUGUUGAUUACUUGAGUGGCAAACAAAGUUAUCCGAACGAGGGCUAUGUCCUCGCUGGGAUAUUCUUCGUGGCGAAGCUUGUUGAGACCUUUACAACUCGUCAAUGGUAUCUAGGAGUGGAUAUCUUGGGCAUGCAUGUUAGAUCAGCUCUAACAGCAAUGGUGUAUCGAAAGGGGCUUAGACUCUCGAGCUUAGCGAAGCAAAGUCACACAAGUGGAGAGAUUGUUAACUACAUGGCUGUAGAUGUUCAAAGAGUAGGGGACUACUCUUGGUACCUUCAUGAUAUGUGGAUGCUUCCUAUGCAGAUUGUUCUUGCCCUUCUAAUCUUGUACAAGAACGUUGGAAUUGCUUGUAUUGCAACACUGAUUGCUACCAUCAUUUCAAUUGUUGUCACUGUUCCAGUAGCUAGGAUCCAAGAAGAUUAUCAAGACAAGUUAAUGGCUGCAAAAGAUGAAAGGAUGAGAAAAACAUCUGAGUGCUUAAGGAACAUGAGGAUUCUCAAGUUGCAAGCUUGGGAAGACAGGUAUCAAAUAAAGUUAGAGGAGAUGCGUGGAGUCGAGUUCAAAUGGCUUCGAAAAGCGUUGUACUCGCAGGCUUUCAUAACAUUCAUAUUCUGGAGCUCCCCCAUUUUUGUUUCAGCUGUCACUUUCGCUACAUGCAUAUUGCUGGGUGGAGAGUUGACUGCAGGUGGUGUGCUUUCUGCUUUGGCUACUUUUAGAAUCCUCCAAGAACCUCUCAGGAAUUUUCCGGACUUGGUUUCAACAAUGGCUCAGACUAAGGUUUCGAUUGAUCGAAUAUCUUGUUUCCUGCUUGAGGAAGAGUUGCAGGAAGAUGCAACUAUUGUCUUACCUCAUGGAAUCUCUACUGUUGCAGUAGAAAUUAAGGAUGGCAUCUUCUGUUGGGACCCUUCUUCAUCUUCUAGACCAACUCUAUCAGGGAUUCAUAUGAAGGCCGAAAAAGGAAUGCGUGUGGCUGUUUGUGGUAUGGUUGGUUCUGGGAAAUCAAGUUUUCUUUCUUGCAUCCUUGGAGAGAUUCCUAAGCUUUCCGGCGAAGUAAGGGUGUGCGGCUUGUCUGCAUAUGUCUCGCAAUCAGCAUGGAUACAGUCUGGAAACAUAGAGGAAAAUAUUCUGUUUGGAAGCCCAAUGGACAAAGCAAAGUACAAGAAUGUUCUUCAUGCUUGUUCUCUUAAGAAGGACUUGGAGCUUUUCUCACAUGGUGAUCAAACAAUUAUUGGUGAUAGAGGCAUAAACCUGAGUGGUGGCCAGAAGCAGCGUGUUCAGCUCGCACGAGCACUCUACCAAGAUGCUGAUAUUUAUCUUCUUGAUGAUCCCUUUAGUGCAGUUGAUGCUCACACCGGAUCAGAAUUGUUUAGGGAGUAUAUAUUGACAGCACUAGCAAAUAAAACAGUAAUCUAUGUGACACAUCAAGUUGAAUUUCUUCCUGCUGCUGAUUUGAUACUGGUUCUCAAAGAAGGCUGCAUCAUACAAGCUGGAAAAUAUGAUGAUCUCUUACAAGCAGGAACAGAUUUUAAUGCUCUAGUUUCUGCUCACCAUGAAGCCAUAGAGGCUAUGGAAAUUCCUAGUUUCUCAUCUGAAGAUUCCGAAGAACAUUUAUCCUUAAAUGCAUUGGUUAUAUCCAGUAAGAAGUCUAUUUGUUCCACAAAUGAUAUUGACAAUUUGGCAAAGGAACUGCAAGAGGGAUCAUCGAAUUCAGAUCAAAAAGCGAUUAAGGAGAAGAAGAAAACAAAACGCUCAAGGAAAAAGCAACUAGUUCAAGAAGAGGAGAGGGUCAGAGGUAGAAUCAGCAUGAAGGUUUAUUUGUCAUACAUGGCAGCAGCAUAUAAAGGGUUAUUGAUUCCUCUCAUAAUCAUGGCGCAAACGUUCUUUCAGUUUCUACAGAUUGCUAGUAAUUGGUGGAUGGCUUGGGCUAACCCACAAACUGAAGGAGACCUGCCAAAAGUAUCUCCCACAGAGCUUCUUGUUGUUUACAUGGCCCUCGCUUUCGGCAGCUCCUGCUUUAUAUUUGUAAGGGCUAUUCUGGUGGCUACAUUUGGCCUUGCAGCAGCUCAGAAGCUGUUCUUGAAGAUGCUUAGAAGUGUUUUCCAUGCACCAAUGUCUUUCUUCGACUCUACACCUGCCGGACGGAUCUUGAAUCGUGUAUCAGUUGAUCAAAGUGUUGUGGAUCUUGACAUUCCUUUCAGACUCGGUGGCUUUGCUUCGACAACAAUACAACUUAUUGGUAUUGUUGGUGUGAUGACAGAAGUCACAUGGCAAGUUUUGCUCCUAGUUAUCCCAAUGGGUGUUGCUUGUUUGUGGAUGCAGAAAUACUAUAUGGCUUCCUCGAGGGAACUAGUCCGAAUUGUAAGCAUCCAGAAGUCUCCAAUUAUAAAUCUUUUUGCUGAAUCAAUUGCUGGAGCAUCUACAAUAAGAGGAUUUGGACAAGAAAAGAGGUUUAUGAAGCGAAAUCUCUAUCUUCUAGAUUGCUUUGCUCGGCCAUUCUUCUGCAGUCUUGCUGCUAUCGAAUGGCUCUGCUUGCGGAUGGAGUUACUGUCAACUUUUGUAUUUGCUUUCUGCAUGGUAUUACUUGUAAGCUUCCCCCAUGGAAGCAUUGAUCCCAGCAUGGCUGGACUUGCUGUGACUUAUGGACUCAAUUUGAAUGCACGUUUAUCGAGAUGGAUACUUAGCUUCUGCAAACUCGAAAAUAAAAUCAUUUCUAUUGAAAGAAUUUACCAAUACAGUCAAAUUCCAAGUGAAGCACCAGCAAUCAUUGAAGAUUUUCGCCCUCCACCCUCAUGGCCUGAAAAUGGAACAAUUGAAAUAAUUGAUCUGAAGGUGCGGUACAAGGAGAAUCUUCCUGUGGUACUUCAUGGAGUGUCAUGCACAUUUCCAGGCGGAAAAAAGAUCGGAAUAGUUGGACGUACCGGUAGUGGCAAAUCAACUUUAAUUCAGGCAUUGUUUCGGUUGAUUGAACCAUCUGAUGGGAGGAUACUUAUAGACAACAUUGAUAUUUUACAUAUUGGUCUUCAUGAUCUUAGGAGUCAUCUAAGUAUCAUACCACAAGAUCCAACCUUAUUUGAAGGGACCAUCCGUGGCAAUCUUGAUCCUCUUGAGGAGCACUCUGAUCAACACAUCUGGGAGGCAUUGGACAAGUCUCAACUUGGAGAUAUUAUCCGUGAAAAGGACCAAAAGCUUGACACACCAGUGCUGGAAAAUGGAGACAAUUGGAGCGUAGGACAGCGGCAACUUGUUUCCCUAGGCCGAGCUCUUCUGAAGCAAUCGAAAAUACUUGUACUCGAUGAAGCAACAGCAUCAGUUGAUACUGCCACGGAUAAUCUUAUCCAGAAGAUUAUCCGUGACGAGUUUAAAGAUUGUACUGUCUGCACCAUUGCGCAUCGCAUUCCAACCGUUAUAGACAGUGAUCUUGUUCUAGUACUUAGUGAUGGUCGAGUUGCAGAAUUCGACACUCCAUCGCGACUAUUAGAGGAUAAAACCUCCAUGUUUUUGAAGUUGGUGGCGGAGUAUUCGUCAAGAUCAAGUGGCAUCCCAGCAGGAUAGAAAUCUCCCUAAGGUUAUUGACUAAAGCUCAAUAUAGUUCAAGACAGUUCAAGAAUUAAUCAAGAAGAUAAGGUCCAAAGUUUGAUGUGAAAUUCAACACAUAAUAUAAGCCAUGUGAAUUUUUUACAUGAGAUGAUCGAUUGUCGUGUCUGUCUUGUUGCCGCUACAUUCGUGGCAUGCAUGGACAUUGGAGAAAUGAAGAUAGGCGCUUCCCUACUUAUCAAUCAAUGGCACCUGUGGAAGAAAAAUUAGUUUUUAUAGUUUGAAGCUAACCAGCAGUUGAUACUUCCACUUUGAACCGAACUUGAGUUGUAACAGAAUAAGAUGAUAAAACAAAAUUAGGUUUAGAAUGAAGCAGGGGGCAUUUUGAUUAGUGUUAGGAAAGGGUAGAGUUAAAAGGUUAAAGCUAGAUAAUUGUACACACGGAUUGCCCUGAGAAAAAGGAAAAAGAUAUUGGUUAUCCUUAGUCUUCUUAGUUAACUAGUUUUCUUAAUAUCAUCAUUUGUAAAUGGAAAUUGCUAUCCUUAGUCUUGUUCAAGUGUUAUCCUUCAGGUACUUAAUUUUAAACGGAAGAUGUUAACGUGUUAGGU
This is a messenger RNA of Arachis stenosperma, 5722 nucleotides long. RefSeq names its product ABC transporter C family member 5-like. NCBI's taxonomy places the organism in Eukaryota, Viridiplantae, Streptophyta, Magnoliopsida, Fabales, Fabaceae. Gene Ontology annotation, cellular component: plant-type vacuole; vacuolar membrane. The transcript is spliced from 12 exons. Gene Ontology annotation, molecular function: ATP binding; ABC-type transporter activity; ATP hydrolysis activity. Gene Ontology annotation, biological process: transmembrane transport. The record is from RefSeq and is a predicted model, not a curated record. The coding region runs from base 540 to 5132 and encodes 1530 amino acids.